Messenger RNA from Echinostoma caproni, 1203 nucleotides. The record is from the annotation of a GenBank genome assembly. NCBI's taxonomy places the organism in Eukaryota, Metazoa, Platyhelminthes, Trematoda, Plagiorchiida, Echinostomatidae.
AUGCCAGUGAUCGUUCCUUCACAUAACAAUGGCACCACGUACUUCGAGCAUCUGCAUCCAGACGAACAACUCCCGUUAAAGUUGGGCUUAAUUCUGUUGGCAUGCACCAUUAUUGUGCUGUUCGUGGCUCUGUUAUUCCUUAUUUGUCGACGAUUAAGACGAUACGCGCGACUGUUAAACGAGAAGGAUUACAACGACAACGAGGAUGACUUGGACAGUGAUGUGGAACUGACACAGUUUGAUUUGGAAAAGUUUCACCUGGCAGCCACUUCGGAACAGAAAGCAAAAUCGACGACACCGGGGUCCAUAAGACGUCAUGAUGCUAAAGAGGAGGGAGCGGUUGAGCAAACUGUAGCACCCCAAACUUCCAAAGCGAUUGAAGAAGUGCCAUUAUCGGCAUUCUCAAUCGGGGAUGAAGAGGAUGAGGCAUCAGAGGAUGGCUAUGCGAGUGGGAAUACUACUGCUGGUGGGGCUUCGAGAUCCGGAACGAAAGAAUCGCACACAGGGGGUCUCAAUCCGACCAACUGCUAUGCAAAACCGGAACGAAUUCAGAUAGUGACUAAAGCAGUGGCUGUCCAACAACCAGUUCGAGAAAUUCAAACAGCCACCGCGGCCACCGCCACCACCGCUACUGACGUGCAACGCACGGACACGAUGACCAAGUUGGUUCAGCCACCGUCCAAGAUGGACCCGGAAGAAAUCGAGGAGAUUGUCUCGCAACUGGAACAACCUCAAACGAUCCCCCUUCCACAUUCCGAUGUCUUCGACGAACCGCUAAAACCGGGAAGUGAUCAUUCGGAAAAAUCCACCCUUGUUGGGUUAGACGAUGCCAAUCUAUUUGAAGAUUGUGCAGAGGAUGACGAAUUGGGUCUAUUUGAUGAGGAAAUUGUGGAAUCCACUACCGGGGGUGAUACGUCCUUGGGUCCGGAUAAAAAGGCCCGCAGUACCGAUUCGAUUGGUGACAUUGGGGCUAUUAGACCUUUGCUACCCAUUCAUCUACCCGAUUGGGCACUUCAAUCCGGUCAAGCUGAGCGAGGUUUUCUGGUCUUUUCCGUACGGAUCAAUCGAAAACCGGGAGCCGGUCCGAACUGGUACCUGGUAGACGUGUGCAUUCGAGAAGCUCGGUGUAUUCUCAGUCAACACACGGAGCCUCGAGCUGGGAAGUUCUAUGUGAAAGCGCGUGUUCAACCAACCGGUAUGUGA